Colletotrichum navitas is the source of this 993-nucleotide messenger RNA. RefSeq lists its product as uncharacterized. Gene Ontology annotation, molecular function: carboxy-lyase activity; hydrolase activity. Lineage: Eukaryota; Fungi; Ascomycota; Sordariomycetes; Glomerellales; Glomerellaceae. The transcript has a single exon. Gene Ontology annotation, biological process: secondary metabolic process. The record is from RefSeq and is a predicted model, not a curated record. The coding region runs from base 1 to 993 and encodes 330 amino acids. Gene Ontology annotation, cellular component: cytoplasm; cytosol.
AUGGCGCCUCUCAUCGCAAUCGAGGAACACUACAUAUCGCCGCUGCUCGACGACGGGCCGGGCGGGCCCAGGGACGUCAUCAAAAGGACGUUCGGGCCCGCCGUGCUGGACAAGCUGGCCGACGUCGGCCCGGCGAGGCUGCAGGAGAUGGCCAAGGACUCGGUGGCCGUGACGGUCCUCUCCCACCUGCCCAUGAGCGUCGGCGGGGCCGAGCGCUGCGCCGCCAUCAACGACGACCUGCACUCCAGGAUCGCCCGCCACCCGGACCGGUACGCCGCCUUCGCCCUCCUGCCGAUGGAGGACCCGGCCGCCGCCGCCGAGGAGCUGCGCCGCGCCGUGCGCCGCCUCGGCUUCGUCGGCGCCCUGGUGCAGAACCACCUCGACGACGGCACCUUCUUCGACGCGCCGCGCUUCGACCCCCUCUGGGCCGCCGCCGAGGACCUCGCCGUCCCCGUCUACCUGCACCCGGCCUACCCGCCCGCCGACGAGUCCAGGCUCAACUUCGACGGCGCAGGCGCCUACGGCCCGCCCGUCGCCGCCGCCCUCGGCGCCUGGGCCUGGGGCUGGCACUCCCGCACGGGCCUGCACCUCCUCCGCCUCUUCGCCGCCGGCGUCUUCGACCGCUUCCCGCGCCUCCAGCUCGUCCUCGGCCACAUGGGGGAGAUGCUCCCGUUCAUGCUCGACCGCGUCGUCCGCUUCUCGGCCGACUGGCCGCCCCGCCGCCGCCGCCGCCUGCGCGACGUCUGGGACGCCAACGUGUGGGUGACGACGAGCGGCAUGUUCUCGCUGGCGCCGAUGGCCUGCCUGCUGCGCGAGACGAGGCCCGAGAGGCUCGUCUUCAGCGUCGACUACCCCUUCUCCGCCAACCGCGAGGGCAGGCGCUUCAUGGACGAGCUGAGGGGGAGCGGGCUCGUCAGCGAGGCCGAGUGGGAGGGGAUCGCCUGGAGGAACGUCAAGGGGCUGCUGAGACUGGACCUCGAGCCGGCGUUAUAG